Molecule: messenger RNA, 1265 nt
Organism: Scylla paramamosain (green mud crab)
Lineage: Eukaryota; Metazoa; Arthropoda; Malacostraca; Decapoda; Portunidae
Exons: 3
Coding region: 132-626 (164 amino acids)
Cellular component (GO): extracellular region
Molecular function (GO): peptidase inhibitor activity
Source: RefSeq, a predicted model, not a curated record
GUAUUUUUGGGAUCACCGAGGGCGUCUGGCACUGCCCUGGUGACGCCGCGGAGUGGUGCGCUGCGUGUAUAUAAAGGAAGGUCGCGUGGGUCCUGAGAGCGGACAGCACGCAGAUUGAUACUUGCCUAAAAAUGAAGGUCCUGUGCCUCGUGGCCGCUGCGUGUGUCGUGGCUGUGGCGGGAGAUGACACCAGGGGGGGCUUCCACGGCGGUGGUUUUGGCAGACCCGGAAGGCCUGGGAGACCUGGCAGUGGCAUUCUGGAUACCAUUGUAGACGGACUUACUGGGAGCAUACAUGGAGGACAAGGGGGAAUACACGGAGGCAUUCACGGUGGAGGCCACGGGGGUCACGGGGGUGUAGUGCAUGGGCGGCAGUGCGGUGUGAAUGUCCCCACGCACAUCACCACUGGCUGCAAGCUGUUCACUAGAAACCUCUACGGACAGUACGUGUGUGACAGGAACCAGAAGCCAGCCUACCGGUGCCCGCCCCUCCGUGCCGAGUGCCCUCUUGCCACCAGGUUCGGGCCGCCCAUUCAGUGCACGCUCGACACUGACUGUCCGGGCAUCUCUGACAAGUGUUGCUGUGACGCCUGCCUUGACCAUCCCGUGUGUAAACCUUCCGCCUAAACACCUGCCCUGCCUCCCACCACUGGCUUUCCCCUCCUCCCACUCCCUGCGCCAUCACCCCAGCCUGAUGUACCUAGGGAAGCUGCAAGAAGCUGUUAGGUCUACGCGUUGUCAUCCUUAUUAUGAAUCCUGCCUAUUUACUUCCACCUAUAAUUUAGAUUCAUAAUUUUGUCUUUCUUUUAAAGCUCCCUGAUGACUCGCCACUAGUAAUCUGGUUACUGAGUCUAUUCCAUUCAUCUACCACUGUGUAUGCGAACCAAUCCCUUCUUAUUUCUUUGUUGAAUUAAAAUCUAACUUUUAUCAAGCUUAAACCUAUUAUCUCUUGUGCAAUCCUGAUUAUUGACACUGAGGAUUGUAAUCUAAUCUUUCUAAGUUGGGAUCUUCAACGUUUCUUUGAAGUUCACUACGAUGAUUGGUUCAUAAGGGUCGAUUCUUAGAGUUAAGAAUCAAGUUUUCAAAAUAUUUCAAAGGUUCAUUUGAAAAAGCCGACACAGCUUCAGCCCCCUGCAUUGCUUAGGUCCUGUGGAUCACUGUAUCGGUGACACGCUGGGACUCAUUGUGGUGUUUCGAUACCUGCUUCGGGACUCAUCUCAAGCACCCGAGUCUCCACGUUGUUCAAGAAAUAAAUUGAAUGAAAAA